Messenger RNA from Ilyonectria robusta, 2042 nucleotides. RefSeq lists its product as uncharacterized. Bases 183 to 2006 code for a protein of 607 amino acids. The transcript has 5 exons. Gene Ontology annotation, biological process: regulation of DNA-templated transcription. NCBI's taxonomy places the organism in Eukaryota, Fungi, Ascomycota, Sordariomycetes, Hypocreales, Nectriaceae. Gene Ontology annotation, cellular component: nucleus. The record is from RefSeq and is a predicted model, not a curated record. Gene Ontology annotation, molecular function: zinc ion binding; transcription cis-regulatory region binding; DNA-binding transcription factor activity, RNA polymerase II-specific.
CCAGCCACCCUUUUUGUCAUCUCAAUUAGCAUCUCGAUCUGCCAAUCAUUAUGGCAGAUCAACCUCCCAGCCACCCUUUUUGUCAUCUCAAUUAGCAUCUCGAUCUGCCAAUCAUUAUGGCAGAUCAACCUCCCAGCCACCCUUUUUGUCAUCUCAAUUAGCAUCUCGAUCUGCCAAUCAUUAUGGCAGAUCAACCUCCCAGCCCCCCGCGCCGGCUUAGGGCUUGCGCGCCGUGCACCCGAGCCAAAGCGCGAUGUCGCUUCAAAGGGGAGGAUGCUGGGCGGCAAUUCUGCGAGAGGUGUGAGAGGCUUGGCAUUGAGUGUUCUGCGAAAACAACAAAGAGUCUGAGAAAGACUAGACAGAUUAAAUUGGCAACCGGAGGAGCUGCCUUGGAGCGCCAAGGGAUCACCCGGAUUAAUAAUGACAAUGUCGCAUUUCCUCCAACAGCCGGGAACCAAAUACCGGAUGUUCACAAUUCUUCAAGGAGUAGCCAAGACGUUGCGCAUUCUCACAGAAUUGACCGAGGUGCGAUAACCCAAACAGGCCAUACAAAUAAUCUUCCACCUUUGGGACUUUCAUGGGAUCAGGCAACCCGAAUCCUAGCCAUCUUCCGGAAGCAUUACAUGGCCGUCUUUCCCUUUGUUAUCGUCCAGGACGCGGCCGUGCCACAGCAACUUCACACUGAGAGACCGUUCCUAUUCCGGGCCAUGAUGCUGGUCGCUGCACCUCUGUCGGUGCCCCGGAUCGUUAAGAUGAAGCGCAACGUGCUUGCAUACCUUAGCCAGCAAAUUUUCGUCGAGGAAAAGCGGACGCUAGAUUUGCUACAAGGUCUCUUAGUUUGUAUUGCUUGGGGUCAUACUUGUCAGAUCAGCGACGACCAACUUACAAACUUGACGCAUUUAGCUUUGGGAUAUGCACACAAUCUUGGAAUCACGAAGAUUCUGCCCCCAACUCCCAGGAAAGCUGACUCGAACGACGCCCCUAGAGAAACGGCGAAGACGGCGAAUGCCGACACUAUUGAGAGAACUCAUUCCCUAGAGGAGCAGCGAGCUUUCCUGGGCUGUUUCUGUGUGCUCUCGGUCACAUCGUUUCAAGCUUCGAGGAGGAAUCCCCUUGGCGGACCAUAUGUUGACCUGUCUCGCGACGCCCUUUCUGAUAUGAGUACGUCCCGGACCGACCUCCUCCUUGACCGAAUAGUUCGCAUGGCCCAAAUGGGCGAAAAGCUCUCGCAGGGAUUCGGUGAGCCUCACGAUCGCGACCAGGCCCGUUCCUACGCCUUUCUUCUCGAAGGCAGCGGACGCCGAUUCCGCACAGAGCUGGAUCGCCUGACCGAGAACACUGCGCAUCCAGACCUAGCAGAGCAUCGGCCGCUAUUCGAACUCUACCACCAGUGCCUCAUUGUGCGGUUGUAUGAGCCUGCUGUUACUAUAGCCGACAGGCCGGAAGAGGGUGUUCCACCAUCCAUGUACCGCUCGCUGUGUCUGCGCAACUGCUUUGGCGCUGCAAAAGAGUUCCUGGACACCCUCCUCGCGCAACCUAUCGACGCAUUCUCGCACCGCUCUAUCCUGACCACGGACCAAGCCGCCUUUGUUCUGUUGAUGGCAGCACGGCUUCUCCUCAUCGAUGCGCCAGAUUGGGACGUCACGCUCGCACGGCAGACGCUCGACUUGCGAACUAUCCUGAACCAGAUAAUCGCACGCAUCACCGAGACUGAAGCACUGCGCACGAAGGCCGUAGAGGAGUUUGCCUCUGAGACAGGUGAAUUAUUAACUGGCGAGGAGCGAAAGUUGGAGAGUAGGCUGGCGGAAGUUGCACGGAAGACGAGGUGGCUGCGGGAGUGCUUUGAGGCAAGGCUUCAGGGUCAGUCGAUUCAGGAGCAGUGGCCGAUUGGAGUGGAUGGAAUGGGAGUGACGACAAGGGAAGCUGGUGAUGGGAGCAUAGAACUAUCGUGGUCUGGAGGGCUGUUGGGGGAUGCUGCAUGGAACUUUGACUCUCUAAAUGUGUGAUUUCCUCAUGGGACCAUAGAGUGAGGUUGUUUCGUG